ACGGAGCAUGCGCAGCGCGUGCCUUUCUUCUCUCUCCUGAUCGCUGCGCUGUGUGUCGCUGCUGUGCUGCAUCCCGACGCAAAGAAUGGUCAACUUACGGUUCCUGCCUAACAACAGUGUGAAAGUGGUGGGCCUGUUAUGUGCCGCUGUGUGUGCCUGGUACAUGGGAUACAUGUUUGCAACGAUAUUGCCCGAAGCACCCUGGGAGGCAGCAGUUGACGGCAUGCAAAGUAUUGGGCUGAGGCCAGUUCUAAAAGCCCCCAAUCCAAGAAGGCAGAAAUGUGACAUUUGGGUGUCCUGCGCUCCAAACGAGCUGGCGUACCGCAUUCGGACUGGCGGAGCAAAAGACGUCAUGCCUGAAAUUUGUUUGGAUGAUAACAUGCUCAUCACGGGAAAGAAUUCUAACCGAGGCAUAAACAUUGCUGUUAUCAGCUCAGAGACCUGGAAGCUCAUUGAGACAAAAACAUUUGACACGUAUGAAGGAGAUGUAUCGAACAUUAUGCAUGAAUACCUUUUCAAGAUAUCAGAUGGGAACCUUAUCAUGGUCGCCACUCACGAUGAUGCCUUCACCAAGUUAAAUGAAGCAGGAAAAAGAGCCUUCGAAGAUUACGGGAGCAAAGAAGUCCGGAACCUUCGCUUCCGAUCAGCCUGGGCGUUUAUGGCCAUAAAAGGAUCAAAAAUGCCAGAAAACAUUGAAACAGAAAAGAUAAACCACUCAGACGGGAACAAAAACAGAUACUCCGGAUGGCCGGCGGAAAUUCAGAUUGAUGGCUGUCUCCCAAAACCAUGAGCAAGCCCUCCCUUUGGGUGGAGUUGUCAAUGAUCCAUCACUGGAGCCCAGACUUUGAGAACCAUCUCCUUGUUGACCAAUUUCUUGUAGAUUAGGAUCUGGCAGAUGACAAAGAAUACUGAUGCUCCCGUAUACAGACUGAAGCUCUAUCCAGGGUCUUUAAGUGUUGCAAAUAAUGAGGUUUUGGUUCUGUUCUAUAGUGCAGAGAUAUUGAUUCAUCAUAGGGUUUGGGCAGGUGUUUCUUAUGGUGACAUGGGGAGAAGAAGACUUCAUGUAUCGCUCUGGCCAAAGCAAUUUUCAGUUUCCUCACUUUAUGACCCAAAUUCACUAAGUGCGAAGCGCCUAACGCUAGCGUCAAUUCGCUAGCGCUGGGCAUUUUCGUUACUUCGCAAAUUCACUAACGAACGCUGGCGU
Xenopus laevis (African clawed frog) is the source of this 1204-nucleotide messenger RNA. RefSeq names its product FAM3 metabolism regulating signaling molecule B S homeolog (gene fam3b.S). Gene Ontology annotation, cellular component: extracellular region. The transcript is spliced from 8 exons. The record is from RefSeq and is a predicted model, not a curated record. Lineage: Eukaryota; Metazoa; Chordata; Amphibia; Anura; Pipidae. Gene Ontology annotation, molecular function: carbohydrate binding. Bases 86 to 790 code for a protein of 234 amino acids.